Messenger RNA from Mucor mucedo, 788 nucleotides. RefSeq lists its product as uncharacterized. The coding region runs from base 71 to 679 and encodes 202 amino acids. Gene Ontology annotation, molecular function: RNA polymerase II cis-regulatory region sequence-specific DNA binding. The transcript has a single exon. Gene Ontology annotation, cellular component: nucleus; cytoplasm. NCBI's taxonomy places the organism in Eukaryota, Fungi, Mucoromycota, Mucoromycetes, Mucorales, Mucoraceae. The record is from RefSeq and is a predicted model, not a curated record.
UCUUUUUUUCAUUUCAACAUUCUCUUUUUUUUUUUUUUACUUUCCUCUCUCUCUUUAUAUCAUUCAUAUCAUGGCAUAUCAAGCUGCUUCAAGUUUACUUUGUUUAUCAAACACAAUCAUCAUGCCGCAGGACACUAUUAGCAGUAAAUCAUCACUUGAUAAAUCAAAUAUUCCACGCCCCUAUAAAUGUCCAAUGUGUCCAAAGUCAUUUUACCGCUUAGAGCAUCAAACUCGUCAUAUUAGAACUCAUACAGGUGAAAAACCUCAUCAGUGUACAUUUGCUGGUUGUGAGAAGAAGUUCUCUCGUUCUGAUGAAUUAACUCGUCAUGUUCGUAUCCACACCUCAAGCAAAAAGAAGGAGCGUAAACAGUCUAAGCGUGCGAGAACAACCACACCUGUUCUAUCUAUGCCGCCAUCACCUGCUUUAUCUGCCUCGAGCUCACAAUUUAAUGAAACUCCUCAUUAUUCUGACACAGAUUACAUUUUCACCCCACAAACAUCUCCUCAAUUGUCUGUCCGUACUUUGAAACUCACUCCGCUUGAAUGUAAAUUACUUGAUCCCGUCACUUUUUCAAGACCUGCAACUGCAGCACCUAGUUUACUAGAUCUGCUAGAUUGUCCUCCUCAAGCCCGUAUAUUGCCUCCCAUUAUUAUGAAUCAUUCAUCCAUUCAUGUCUAAACAAAACAAACAAACAUUAUACACACCCAUACAUUCCUAGUUUAUUAGCAUCAUAGACAUUAUACCAGCAUUCAUAAAUAAACCAUUUCCACCCCUUGUUACAUAGUAA